This is a messenger RNA of Ornithodoros turicata, 1719 nucleotides long. RefSeq names its product acid-sensing ion channel 4-A-like. The record is from RefSeq and is a predicted model, not a curated record. Lineage: Eukaryota; Metazoa; Arthropoda; Arachnida; Ixodida; Argasidae. The transcript is spliced from 11 exons. Gene Ontology annotation, biological process: sodium ion transmembrane transport. Gene Ontology annotation, cellular component: plasma membrane. Gene Ontology annotation, molecular function: ligand-gated sodium channel activity. The coding region runs from base 1 to 1377 and encodes 458 amino acids.
AUGUGUUAUUGCCGGUUUCUUUCUGUAGGAUUCAAGGUGAUCCUCGGCUUUUCUCCGCCACUUCGACGUAUUCUCUGGGUAUCAGUGUUGGCUUCGUUAUCUUUCUUCGGGCUUCAAGACAUGUAUGACGUGUUUCGGGACUUUGCUGAGUACAGUGAUACCGUGGACGUUGUCCUUGCACGGCCUCCAGACGGUCUAGCGAUGCCCGCCGUCUCCUUUUGCAAUUUAAAUCAAGUGCGCCGGAGCGUCUUCUGCGGUGACAUAGUCCUCAACAGGUCAACAGCUAGCGAGUGGCAGCAAAAGCUCUGUACCGACGAUGGACCGCUUCCAAUAUGGCUUCCCGAAGACGAAGCUUCUGACCGCAAGCAAUUCUUUAAGUGGGUGGCAGAGAUGCAGAGACGCAACGAAGCUAUGGCAGAACUGUUGGGACACCAGAGGGAAGACAUGGUCGUGGACUGUACCAUAAAUGGUGCAUCCUGUAAUUCGGCCAGCAAAUUACAGUUGCAAAUGUACGGAAGAUACGGCAAUUGCUACUGCUUCGGCUGCAACAUGACCUAUCCUCCACACAAGCUUCAAAUCAUCAACAAAGCUUCAGAAGGGCUGCAGCUGCUGUUAAACGUGGAGCCGGAAGAAUACCUUUCGCUCUCCGUAGAAGCUGGCUUUGUUGUUGCCGUCCACCAGGCAGGAGUCGAGGUGGACUUUCGCAAAGAUGGUGUCUUUCUACCACCCUAUUACACUACAUUCAUCAGCGUCACUCAGUCAGUGCAGGAGAGGUUGGAACCACCGUACCGCAACCCUUGCCAGCCUACGUGGCCCGAGGAGUACCUCCAAUACGUUCCAGAAGGACAUAUCUACACUAGCAGCGCAUGCAAAGAGAUGUGUGCCCAAAUGCACGUGCUGAAAACUUGCAAGUGCCAGUCGCACGACUACGUCAUUCUAGACCGUUCCUUGGCCAAUAUUUGCCUAGAAGAGGAUGAAGCAACAGAUGCCUGCAUUGCUGGUGUGGCGUCAAAAAUUAUGAGCAUGGAAAUUCACUGCCCCUGCUUGCCCAGCUGCAGUAGCAUCACCUAUACUCAGAAGGUAUCUUCACUGCAAUGGACCAAGUACUCCGAUCCCCGAAAGGAACCUACAAUGAGUAAGAGAAUGUUGGCUAAAGUGUUUGUGUAUUUCGCAACGACACAAGUGGAAUGGAGGAGACACGAUCCAAAACUGACGGUCAAUCUCUUGGUGAGCAACCUCGGAAGCACUGUUGGAAUGUACAUUGGGAUGUCCUUCUUGCACAUGUUCAAUGUUGCCGACAUUAUAACCCGUGCCGGGAUUGUACUUUACAAACAAAAGAUGAGAAACAGUAACCGAAGUGGGAAACGUGCGUACUAAUCUCACAAUAAAAUGAGUUCAUGCUGCAAGUAACCAGGAGAUGGACUUCGCGGGAUUCACUGGACUGUUAAUUUGAAGCUGGAUUUCCGGGUGAUCUACACGGAAUAAAAUUACUCCACGGGUCUUGCAGAGAUAAACAUCUCAUGUACAUCUGGGCCCAAUCUGGUUUGCUACAUUUUCAUCUUCGUCGGGUCACGGGUAGCCAAGUAGGCUUUCAAACUUACCGCCCUUUUGCCUAUAGGCCAGCCGUGGCGGCAUACGCUCCGAGAACACAGAUGAGAACAGUACAAUAAUGUAACAAUUCCAAAUGUUUUAAGCGCAGAGAUUUCAAGUUCUUGUAUA